Gopherus flavomarginatus (Mexican gopher tortoise) is the source of this 987-nucleotide messenger RNA. Its product is annotated as serine protease 33-like. Gene Ontology annotation, biological process: proteolysis. The record is from RefSeq and is a predicted model, not a curated record. Gene Ontology annotation, molecular function: serine-type endopeptidase activity. Bases 1 to 987 code for a protein of 328 amino acids. Lineage: Eukaryota; Metazoa; Chordata; Testudines; Testudinidae. The transcript has 6 exons.
AUGGGUGUUCUCAGCUGCCCGCUGUCCACCCUGCUUCUGCUCCAGCUGCUGCUGCAACUGCUGGAGGGUGCUGAGGAGUACCAGUCAACCUGCGGGCAGCCGAUGGCAUCCGGCCGCAUUGUAGGAGGGCAGGAUGCCCAGAACGGGGCUUGGCCUUGGCAGGCCAGCAUCCGCUACAAAGGAGUCCACAUCUGCGGAGGGUCCCUCAUCACAGGGGAAUGGGUGGUGUCUGCGGCUCAUUGCUUCAGUCUGAGUCUGCCCCUCACUGGUUACUCUUUUUCCCUUGGGAGAUUCCAGCUGAAUAUCCAGAAUGCAAACACCUUCACCUCUGCUGUGUCACAAGUCAUAAUCCACAGUGACUACAACCCCAGCAGCUUUGCCUCAGACAUAGCCCUGGUGCGCCUAUGCACCCCUGUUCUGUACACAGCCUACAUCCUCCCCGUCUGCCUUCCGGACCACAAUGAUUCCAUCGCGAAUGGCACCCUAUGCUGGGUCACCGGCUGGGGGGACAUCCGGACGGGUGAAAGUCUCCCUGCUCCCCGCACUCUGCAGGAGGUUCAGGUCUCACUCAUAGAUGUCAAGACGUGCAAUGACCUCUAUAGCAAACCCAUCACAGGGUCCCCGGGGUUGCGUCCCAUCAAAGACGGCAUGGUGUGUGCUGGCUACCCCGAAGGAGGGAAGGACUCCUGCCAGGGGGAUUCUGGGGGACCCCUCGUUUGCUCGCAGGCUGGCUCCUGGUUCCUAAUCGGCAUCGUGAGCUGGGGAGACGGCUGUGCCCUCCCCUACCGUCCUGGGGUCUAUACUCAGGUCUCGGCCUACUCCGACUGGAUCCAGCAGCAGCUCCCCAGUGUGGAAUCCGGGGUGGUGAAUGUCACCAUUAGGUGUCAUCCCAACACCAGCUACACUCCAGUGCCCACCCUUCUGCUUCUCGGCACCCUCCUGCUGGCCAGCGCUGCCCCUGGGAUGGGGCCACUGCUUGGUUUCUGA